This is a messenger RNA of Malus domestica (apple), 687 nucleotides long. The record is from RefSeq and is a predicted model, not a curated record. NCBI's taxonomy places the organism in Eukaryota, Viridiplantae, Streptophyta, Magnoliopsida, Rosales, Rosaceae.
AUGGCUUCUUGCAGCAGUACUCAGAGUAACCACUCAGGUCGUGGUAAUCGGGGUGUUCGUACAUGUGGAGGUAGGGGCAACAGUUCAAGACAGCAGGUUACUGGUAUGUUAUUCGCCUUUGAUCAUUGGGUGCAUGUUUUAAUUGAUCUGGGGGCAACAUUUUCAUUUAUAUCCUCACAGUUAGCACGGGCCGUGAACUCACAACCUUCUGAGAUUGGUUUUAAUAAGCUUAUACAGUUACUUCAUGGAGAAAUAUUUUAUGCUCAGUCAGAGUUAAGAAAUUGUCCAGUCUACUUAGAAGGUGUACUUAAGAAGGCAACUCUGGUUCCCUUUAAUUUGGUAGAGUUCAAUCUUAUUCUAGGGAUGAACUGGCUAUCCAAUCAUGAUGUGAAUGUAAGUUGUAGGAGUAAAUUGGUGACUUUUUCUCAACCUGGACAACCUAAUGUUGUGUUUCAGGGAGAGCUAAGAAUUCUUCCAAAUAGUAUUAUUUUUGCCCCCAAGCUCAACCAGGUGACCAUAAAUAACCGUUAUCCAUUGCCUCGUAUUGACGACCUGUUUGACCAGUUAAGGGGUACCUGUGUAUUCUCCAAGAUUGAUCUUCGUUCGAGCUAUCAUCAACUACUGAUUCGGAGGAAAGAUGUUUCGAAUAUUACUUUUCAUUCUCGAUAUGGGGAUUACGAGUUCUGA